AUGAAGGACGCCGCCGGCAAGGAGAACGACGAAGCGACCCUCACGACGGCCUUCGCGACGGCCAGGCUCACGUACCUCGGCGACGGCGACGUCCGGUACAAGUUCGAGCUCGUCGACGACACGCUCGUGAGCGUCGGCACCCACAAGGACGACUCCGACAAGAGCGGCCGCGGCGCCGAGUAUUCCCUGCUCGAGUGGUACGGCGGCAAGCUCGUGACGGCCUGCGACCGCACGGGCAACGUCGACGAGGUCCCCGUGGAAAACGACGGCAAGCGCGUGCGCGUGCUCCUCGGCGACGGCUCGAAGAACAAGGGCCUGAAGACGGAGUGGUCCACGAUCAAGGACGGCAAGCUCCUCAUCGGGUCGACGGGCAAGGAGCGGACGGACGACGACGGCAACGUCGUCCACAAGGGCGAGAUGUGGAUCAAGGCGCUCGACGAGGCCUUCGCCGUGACGGACAUCGACUGGUCGACGCAGUACGGCGCCCUGCGCGCCGCGGCCCAGUGCCCGCACGGCGCGGGCUACAUGAUCCACGAGUCCGGCCGCUGGUCCGACGUCCACAAGAAGUGGCUCUUCUUCCCGCGCAAGCUCAGCCGCCAGCCCUACGACGAGGUCAUCGACGAGGCCAAGUGCUGCAACCUCAUGCUCGCCUGCGACGACGACUUCGACGCGUCGAAGGUCAUCGCGAAGCCCGCGCUGACGUUCCUCCCGCUCCGCGGCUGCUCGGACUUCCUCUACGUGCCGGGCACGAACGACUCCCACAUCUUCGUGAUCCGCACGGAGGAGACCAUCGACGGCGAGGUCGGCACCUUCUGCAGCGUCAUCGACAUCGCGGGCAAGGUGCUCAUGCCCGAGAUGCUCUUCGGCAAGCAGCGCAAGUUCGAGGGCUGCUGCCUCAUCGCCGACUUCAUGAAGACCAAGCCCGCGUACUGA
This is a messenger RNA of Aureococcus anophagefferens, 933 nucleotides long. RefSeq lists its product as hypothetical. The transcript has 2 exons. Gene Ontology annotation, biological process: proteoglycan biosynthetic process. The record is from RefSeq and is a predicted model, not a curated record. NCBI's taxonomy places the organism in Eukaryota, Pelagophyceae, Pelagomonadales, Pelagomonadaceae. Gene Ontology annotation, molecular function: GDP phosphatase activity; UDP phosphatase activity; calcium ion binding. The coding region runs from base 1 to 933 and encodes 310 amino acids.